Molecule: messenger RNA, 1885 nt
Organism: Capra hircus (goat)
Lineage: Eukaryota; Metazoa; Chordata; Mammalia; Artiodactyla; Bovidae
Gene: C2CD4B
Product: C2 calcium dependent domain containing 4B
Exons: 2
Coding region: 204-1610 (468 amino acids)
Source: RefSeq, a predicted model, not a curated record
UCACAUGCGGGGCUGGAGGUGAGCAGUGGGGUACAGGAUUUAGCUCCCAGCUAAAAAGAACUUGCUUCCUUAUCCUUCACCUUUUCCGAGAAGCCGCCAGCAUUUUCAGCCGCCAAUUCUUCCUGGCAGGUCGACCCAGGGGUCCUCCCUCUACCGGCAAACUUUCGCAGGCCGGUGUAAGCGGUUCCCUGCACGCAGAGCGGAUGCAGGCCCCAGGGCUGAGCAGAAGGGGGCUGGCCUUCGCCACAGCUUCGCUCCCACGCGAGCCCCAGCAGCUCUGGCUACAAAGGGCCGCCGGAAGGGCGAGCCGGCCGGCGCCUCCAAGGGUUGGACUCCUGGCCAGAUGGGCGGGACUCAGGCUGCAAUAUAAGGGGGAGCGCCCCUGUCCCGGCUACAGUGCUGAAGCUGGAGCGUCAGCAGGCACCAGAAAGCAACUUGAAACUCACGAACCAGAGGGACUGAAAAAGAGGCAAAGGAACGCUUCUUCCCGCCACUCCCAGCCCCAGCCUCGGAGGAUGCGGCUCCUCGGGAAACUGCGCGCCUCGGCGGCGAGCAACGCGCCUCUGGAGCCUGCCUUCUCCAAUGUGCUCACCCCGAACCGCAUCCCCGAGUUCUUCAUCCCGCCGCGGCUGCCCACCCCCUAUGCGCCCGAGUCCUCGCCCCCGGCCGCCGCGCUGCCCCGGAGGUGCGCUGCUGAGACUGACCUUUGGCUUCGAGGAGCCGACGACGGCGCGGGGCGCACGGAUUGGGACCCGCGCUCGCAGGCCGCACUCUCGCUGCCGCACCUGCCCCGGGCGCGCACUGCCUACGGCUUCUGCGCGCUGCUCGAGAGCCCGCACACUCGCCGCAAGGAGUCGCUCUUCCUCGGGGGCCCGGGCUCCGUCGCGCUCCCGCCCGCGCCCCGUCCCCGGGCCCACACCUACGGGGGCGGCGGCGGAGACGCUCCCCUCGCUCCCGGGGCGAGAUCCCCCAUUGCGACCCCCGCAGCCCGCGGUGGCCCCAGCCCGUCCCUGGACACGCUCGCCCCGCCGCCCCGCUCCCGCCGCCUCCUACGCGCCCCGGAAGGGCUGCUGCGCCGAGCAUUGCGGGCCGGGAGGAGCCGAGGCCUGACCCGCGCCCGCUCCGUCUCCAGCGGGGACGGGGAAGAUGAUGACGAGGACGAAUGCCGCGCCAGCCCCGGGUCCCCGACGCAGGCCCCAGUCACAUCCCUUUCGCCGCAUCGCGACCCGCGUCCCGAGCGCCUGGAGGCCGAGGGCACCGUAACUCUGGGCCGCGCCGGGGGCGCCCUGAGCCUGGCCGCCGAAUACAAUCGGGCCAGCGGGCGCCUCCGUGUCCGGCUGCUCCGUGCCGAGGGCCCGGCUGGAGGAGCAGCCGAGCCCCGCGCCCCCGUAGGCUGCAGAGUCAGCUUCAUCCUGAAGCCGCGGGGCGCCGUGGUCCGGCGGAGCCGCAGGGCCGUCUUGGAGCAGGACUUGUGCUUGGACGGGCUCUCGGAGGACGAGGUGCGCCGCCUGGCCGUGCGCGUCAAGGCGGAGAACCGGGGCCGCGGGCUGGAGCGGGGCCGCCUGCUGGGCCAGGGCGAACUGCUGCUGGGCCCCCUCCUGCUCCUCUGAGGGCGCGCUCUGCCGCCGGGCCUCUCGGACACUGAAGCCACUGAUAUUGUACAAAAUAAACGUUAUUUAUUUAUUUUUCUAAUCAUGUUCUUGCUUUGUUGCCGUUUUAAUUCUUAGAUGUCCGAACUUGCCAUCGUUUAUUGGUAGGGAAGGAUAAAAUGAUGACUCCCUCCUCUAUUCAAAACACGCAAUCCUUUUUUCCAGCCCCCUCCCCCUCUUUUUUACCGUAAGAGAUUGGCUUGUGGCUGAACGAAAGGAAAAAGAACGACACUCCA